AUGAAAGCAUCUAAAGUUGUGCAUCUAAUAGGGAUUUUGAUAUUUCAACGUCUCCUGACUUCAGUUCCAGCCAAAGUCCUUUGGAUAUCUGAUAAUGAAUCCUUCAUCGAAGGGAAUAGCGUCACAUUAGCAUGCAGAGUCAAAGGCAACCCGGUUCCAUAUGUAUCCUGGAUUUCACCCAAUGGAACUGUUUUACAAAACAAGACCAACAGCGAGAACAAUACAUAUACAAUACAACAUAUGUAUGGCUGGCAUGUUGGGGCUUAUCGAUGUAUGGUGCAGAAUGUACAUGGCGGAGAUGACCGUAUUACCUACAUAUAUUUACCUCCAAAGAUCAAUACCAUUCAUCCUCAAUCAAUCACCGUCAACGAGAGCAACACCAUCACCAUAUUUUGCAAUGCCACUGGUCUACCACAGCCUUCAAUAACUUGGACGAAGGCAGACAGAAAUGAAGAGGUUAUUAGUUCAGGAGAAACGUUAACUAUCCCCAGCAUUAGGCGCAAUCAGACUGGUGUUUAUGUCUGCACUGCUAGUAAUGGUGUGUUGGGUUCUGCAUCCGGGAAUUCUUCCAUUAAUGUACAAUUUUCUCCAAGUAUCAUCUACACAUCACCAAGUCAGUCAAUAACAGAAAACGAGACCUUAACAUUGUUCUGCAACGCGACUGGGAAUCCCUUACCUCCUAUCCAGUGGUUCAAGGUAAACAGCACCAAUGUUGUGUUUCCUAUUGGCAGUCAACUCACAAUAGAAAGAAUAAAGGCAGAUGACAAAGGGAUAUACAAGUGCGUUGCAGACAACGGUAUUGGUCGACCAGUGGCGAAAGAUAUCCACAUAAAUGUGUUAGUUUCCCCUACCAUCGACGUAAUAUUCCCAAAGACUCAGGUAGUCACCGAAUCAUCUUCGGCAACUAUAUUCUGCAAUGCCACAGGAAACCCAGAGCCUAACAUUACUUGGACAAAGGACGAGGACAGAAGCCUGAUCCUCCCUAAAGGAAAGACCCUCAUGUUAUCCAAAAUCAAUCGUAAUUGCACGGGUACAUACAGAUGUACAGCUGAAAAUGGAGUUAUCAAAACGGCGCAAGGAAUUGCCACUAUAAAUGUACAUUAUUCGCCUAUGAUAGUAAGAGCUCCUAAAGAUCAAUUUCUUAACAAAACAAAUCCACUGAUACUCUUUUGCAAUGCAACUGGUAACCCUGCGCCUAAUAUAACUUGGGAGAAAAUCGGUGGAAGCAUCCGAGUCUUUAAACCAAGUCAAAUGCUCUACAUCAAUGAAACGUCAAAGAUAGAUGAAGGAAUAUAUAGAUGCACAGCAGAAAAUGGUAUCGGGUCUGCGGUUAAUGCCACAGCAUACGUGAAAAUCAAUGCAUUCGUUGCCCCUAUCUUCAACCAUACUCAAACUAACCUAACUGUAAAUGAAUCCAGCUCAGCAAUGCUACACUGCAAUGCAAGUGGCAAUCCUUCACCAACAAUACAUUGGUCAUAUAUCAAACAUGGACUCACGACCAAGAUUUCUAACGAGGAAAGUUUGUUUCUAAACAAUAUCCAAAGGAACGAAACUGGAAUAUAUAGUUGUAUAGCGACCAAUGGAGUAGGCGACCCAGCAAUCACUGAUACAUUUGUCGAUGUUCAAUAUGGCCCAGAAAUUUUAAACACUAUCUCCCAACUAACAGUAAAUGAACGUGACGUAUUCACCGUUAAAUGCAAUACCUCAGGAAACCCAUCACCAGAUGUAAAGUGGAAGAAAGUUGGACUAAACCAAACAUAUAUCAUUUACCACCAAGAGGUUCUUAACUUUACAAUGGUUACUAAACGGCAAGCGGGGACUUACGUCUGCGAAGCUAAGAAUAUUUUAGGAACUGCUUCCGCUUCUGUUAAACUUACAGUACAAUAUAAACCCACUAGCACCGUGUUGACAAGUAAUACUUCCAACAACACUGCUGAGUUUGGAAGUACUCUUUUCAUAAAUUGCACAACUGAUGCUGUUCCUAAGGCCCAUUUAUUCAAGCUAUUCAAUAAUGGUCAAUUAUUGGAAGAAAAUGAGCUUGGUUUGUUUGUUCUUUCACACGUGAAUCGAUCUAAUGAAGGAAGUAUCCAAUGUUUGCCGUAUAAUGUUCUUGGUGCUGGAGAAUUAGCAGAGAUGAAUUUGACAGUACGUUUUGAAAUUGAACCAAUGAUACAGAACCAUUCAGAUAACCUGGUCACGAACGAAGGACAACAUUUUAUUCUUUACUGUAAUGCCACUGGGUUCCCAGCACCAUCAAUUACAUGGUUGUUUCAACAUUCCGAUCUCAAUAAAACUUUAAGAUCAAAUACAAGUAGCUUGGUAGUGAUGAAUGCCACAAGAGAAGACAAUGGAGCAUAUAUAUGCCAGGCUGCAAAUGGGGUUGGGUCUGCAGCUGUAGCUAUAGUUAAUGUCAGUGUGCAAUAUAAACCAGAAAUGCUGAGACCUUUGAAACGUUUUAUAAAUUCUUGGAAAGGAAGACAAGCUAUAUUAACAUGCGAAGCCAAUGGGAAUCCAGUACCAACCAUCACGUGGUCUAGACCUGGCUUACUGGGUACUAUUGCAAUGAAUGAAAGGACAGCAAAAAGUACCCUUUCUGUGAUGCUGACAAGUUCUUCUCUAUUUGGUACUUACGUCUGUAAUGCACAAAAUUCUGUGGGAAAAAUUUCAAGCGAAAUAAAUGUUAUUGAACUAGUUGCACCAGGGUCGCCAUUCAUUGAACGGAUUGAACCAGGAAAUGACACAAUAACGAUCACUUGGAACAAACCGAAAAGUGAUGGAGGAACGCCAGUGACAUCGUAUGUUGUUGAAGUGAAGCGAGAAGGAGACGAGACCUGGGCUUCUUGUACCACACAAGGCGAACUUCGUUGCUCCAUCCCUGGGCUAAAAAUAGCUACUGGCUACACUGUAAGGAUAACCGCCCAAAACAUCGUUAGCAAAGGAAAAACAAAUGAAGUCCAAAUUGUUGUGACUGAGCACGAUAUCCGCCUUCUUGAUGAGCGUUGGUCAGGUGUUUUGUAUAGUACAACUAGUACCAAUUUUACAAGACUAUCGAGUAGGUUCGAACGAGAGGUGUGGAAUUCGUAUUCAAGUGUUGACUACGUGAAAGGCAUCAAAGUGAUAAACUUCAGGCCUGGUAGCGUCAUCACAAAAUUCCGAAUCGCACGCUUAAUAAACACUACGGAUCAUUUGAAACCGCUCGAAAUAGCAUUAGAUGAUGGGUAUCUAGGUCAAAUGAGGGCUGAAUUCUAUUUUGAAAAGCCAGAAUGUGAAAUUGAUACUUUUAAAAAAAUAACACAUGUACUCAUUUUUGCAGUAACUUUGACGAGGAACAAGGAACAGAAUGAUGUUGAGAGCGAGAGUAAUCAAGGUGAAGCGGAUAAAGAGGGAAGCUCUGGGAAGAAUGAAAGCAAUACUAAUGAGGACGAAGGAAUUGAGAUGGACAUAUGGUCAGUGGAUUUGGAUGGCAAAGUAUCUCGGCUUUCAGUGAACAGUGGUAUUAAUUCCCCAAGGCCACCACGACCCCACACACCAAUGACGAAAAACCGAGUACAUCCAGCCACGCCUGAAAUGCUGCAAGACGACAACUCUCGACGUGAGGGAGUAUACACUACUCAACCUGCCACAGGCAUCCCAACAGAAUACGCCCAUGUGCUUGAGAGAAGUGGAACUCGGGAUCGAUUGUAUGCAGAACUUGCAUGGCUUGAGAAAAAAGGAAGGCCGAAGCGCAGGACGCGGCUACCGAGCAUCUCAGGUAGUUCUGCCAUUCAGCACCGGAAGUAUAGUAUCCUCGAGAUUCUUCAGAAACAGCAACAGGAAGUGGAAAACUCAAAGGAAACAAACGAAAAUGAACCUGAAAGCGAAAUGGAAUAUUAGUAUUGUUUUAUGCAUAUAUUGGAUAAGCAGCGGACAUAAUUAUCGUCCUUCCUCUUCCUCCUUUCUAUUAGCUAGCCAUUCCGGAGUUGUAGUAAAUCCUGGACCAAGGUUGCUUUGCUUUGCUUGCAUAUCAAAGGACUGUUUAAGGGGACGUUCUCUGAAAAUGGCGUCUAUAGGCCACUUCACGCAUCCCGUUACUCAACCUCAGCCUCGUCAGCGUGUAAUUAUUCUUUAGAAUUUGACUACAGUCCGCAGUAAUGAAAGGAAUUUACACAUCAACGAACAAUUGAAACACUUAAAAUUUCACAGGUUGUAGGCAAUUUCUAAAGAAUAUAUUACACGCUGACGUGGCUGAGGGUGAGCCGCGGGAUCUGUGAAAAGGUCUAUUGUGUGCCCUAAAACAAUCCCAAAACUCACUGUGAAAAUCCAAUUCGACCGAGUAUUUUACUCAACCUCGGAAAUGCAAAUGUCAUUUUAUAACUAGUUUGUUUAAGCCAAAGUUAUGAGUUAUUAAUAGCAGAGGAAGCUACACUCUAAACCAUGUAUAAUAGAGUGAUGUUGAAACAAUUUACUUUAUUUUUCAAGUGUUAUUAGUUCAU
This is a messenger RNA of Actinia tenebrosa (Australian red waratah sea anemone), 4472 nucleotides long. RefSeq names its product hemicentin-1. NCBI's taxonomy places the organism in Eukaryota, Metazoa, Cnidaria, Anthozoa, Actiniaria, Actiniidae. The record is from RefSeq and is a predicted model, not a curated record. Gene Ontology annotation, biological process: cell-cell adhesion. Gene Ontology annotation, cellular component: cell-cell junction; plasma membrane. Gene Ontology annotation, molecular function: cell adhesion molecule binding.